Plasmodium yoelii is the source of this 8382-nucleotide messenger RNA. RefSeq names its product conserved Plasmodium protein, unknown function. Lineage: Eukaryota; Apicomplexa; Aconoidasida; Haemosporida; Plasmodiidae. The transcript has a single exon. The coding region runs from base 1 to 8382 and encodes 2793 amino acids. The record is from RefSeq and is a predicted model, not a curated record.
AUGCUAUAUGAUUGCCCUAGAAAAAAAGGGGAUAACCCUGAUUCACCAAUAAUUAGUAAUUCCAAUGAUCAAAUUUAUAACAGUAAAAAAUGCACAUUAUUAUAUAAUGAUAUAAAUAAUGAUUUGACGAAAAUAAAACAAGAAAAACAGAUUUUGUUGAUAGGUGGUAAAGAAUUCUUUAAAAAACCACAUAGUGGAAGUUAUAACCAUGUAAAUAAAAAUAUAGUAGAAAAUAAUUGUAACAUUACUAGAACCGAACUUAAGACAAAAAAUUGUGAUAUAGUAGAUAAUUGUAAUAUGGUAGACAAUUGUAAUAUGGCAGACAAUUGUAAUAUUUUAAAAACUGGUGAAGAAAAUAACCAACUAGAUAGACAUACAAAUAUAGAAGAAAAAAUUAUUAUUUCAAAAAGUGAUAAAAAUAGUUCUACACCUAUUUCAUAUUAUGUUAGAGAAAUAAAAAUAAAUAAAAGUUUUAACGAUAUUCCAUUUAUUGAAGAAUCUUAUCAAUCUUCAAAAAUGGAUGAAAAUAAUUCUAGUUGUGAUUCUGUAAAUGAUACAUUUUUAAAUGUUAAAAAUAAAUUUAUUCAAUCAAUUAAAGGUGAAGAAAAUGAUAUAAUUAUUCAUGAGGAUAAAACUAACGAUGCUGAUAGUGCAAGCACUGAAUGUAGAAUUGAAAAAGAAGAGAAAAAUGAAUAUGAAGAAAAUUAUAUCAAUAAAAAAAAUGAGAUACAAAUACAAAAGCAUUUAAAUAAUUCAUUAAAUUUAUAUAGUAGUGUAUGUAACAAAAAAUGUGAAAUAAAAUCAACAGAUUUAAAAGAAGAUGUAGUUGUAGCAGUUUUAAAUUCUUCUGAAAAAUUUGACAAAAAAAAUAAUGUAAUUUUUUCAAAUGAACUAAAAAAUAUAUAUAAAGGAACAAAAUUUAGUAUGUCAAAUAAAAGGCGAAGUUUUAACAAAUUAAAGAAUAUUAACCGCGGUAAAAUUUUUAAAAAUAUUAUAAAUAUAAACAAGUCAAAACAUCUAAAAAAAAAUAAAAAUAGUAACACUAAAAAUGGUGACAUUAACAAGAAUGAUAUUAACAAUGGUAAUAUGAAGAAGAAGAAAAAAAAAAGAAAAAAUACAAUUUAUAGAAAUACUUUUAAUAUCUCAAAUUUGUUGAAAGAAAUAAUUAUAUUAAGUAAUCCUUCUCAAAAUUAUUCAGAUGAUGAUAAUGUGAUUAUAAAAAAUGAUAUAAAUAGUUUAGACAAUAAAAUUAUGAACAAUGUAAAUGUAAUAGAACAAUGUAAUAAUUUUGAUGAAAUUAUAAAGGAAGACGGGUUAAAAAUAAAUGAUAAUAAUUUAUAUAUCCUUAGAAAAAAUGUAGAUAAUGAAAAAGAUGAAUUAAAAGAAAAAAUAUAUAAAAAAUCGAUAUCAUUGGUUAGACAUAAUAGUAAAGAUGAAGAUAAUACCAAUUUUUUAGUGGCACAAAAAAAACAAAUUUAUCAAACAAAUCAAUAUGUCAAUACAUUAAAAGGAGAACAAAUAGAAAAUAAGACAGAACCAAUAAAAGAGUAUUCAUCUCAAAGUAUAAAAUUUGUUGAAAUAAAAAAUAAGAGUAUUACUUGUGAUGAUAUUGUUUAUGAAAAAUAUAUUAACGACGAAAUUGUUAACAAUAUUAUUUCUAAAAAAGAAAAAGACGAAGAAAUAAAAAAAAAUAUGAACAAAGAUUCUAAAUAUAAUCCUGAAUCAAUUUGUGUUAAUUUAAAAAACAAUGGUAAUCGUUUAAAUGAAAAACCAAAUAAGAUAGAAACAGAUUUAAGAGUAAUUAAAAAGGCCAUUCCAAUUACCCCAAGUUGUGAAUUAAAAAAAGUAAUGACUUUUGAAAAAAAAAAAAAUAUACCAUUGUCUUUAAAAAGUAAUGAAGACAGAUUGUCAGGAAAAUAUAUACGUACUAAUGACAAUCACAAAUUUGGAUUUUACAAAAAUGGAAAUAUUAAUAUAAAAUUAAGAGGAGCACAUAUAAAUGCAGAAAAAAAAAACAUUUCUAUCAUUUCAGAUGCUCUAAAAAUGAUAGAUAAUAAUACUAUAGAAAGUGAUAGCUAUAUGGAUAGUAUGUAUAAAAUGAAAAAUAAAGAAAGAGAAGAAAAAGAUAGACAAGGAAAAAAUGAAAGACAAUUUAUUAAAGGAACUAAAAUAAACAAUGAAAAAAAUGCAAAAAAUGGCAUAAAUGUUUGUCGAAAGAAUAUUAAAAAUAGUACUAUUACUAAUAGCCAAAAUAAUAAGGUUGUUAAAAUAAAUUAUUUUCCUUCUAUAAAUAGACAAAAUAAUAUGGCAACUUAUAUUGAGAAGGAAAAAAAUGAUUCACAUCAAUAUUCAAAAUUAUUAAAAGAAGAAAAGAAAAAUAUAUUAUUUAACAAGGGGGCUUUAGUUAUAAACAAACUUAAUCAAAUAGGAAAUGAAUUAAACAAAUUUAAUUAUGUUAGCAAUGAAGAUGUAAAAGAAAAUGAAAAAAUAAAUAAGAGCCAAAAAGAACUUAAUAAAUCUAAUGAUUCGCUGUGUCAUAGUUCAAGUUCUUAUGAAUCCCAAAUAUAUUAUCCCAACGUUUCAAACAUGAAGAAAGAUAAUAAUGAAAUUAAAAGAUAUAACCCAAUACAGACACAAAAAAUAGAAUCAAAUAAAAAAAAAUUAUCUACUGGUUGUUUUGAAAUAAAAAAUAACAUAUCUUCGAAUUUGAAAAAAAAUGCAUGCAUUAGUAUGACAGACGGAUUGAAGAAUGAAGCUGAAGACGAAAAUACGAAAAAACGAAUUUCUACUAAACUGAAAAAAAUAUCAUACACUGAAAAAUUAAAUGAAAGUAAAUAUGGGACUAAUAAGACUGAAAGAAAAAAAAAUAUAAAUAACAAUAUAAUAAAUAAUAAAUUAGAUGUAAAUAAAAAUAAAAAAAAAGAAAGAUAUCCCCUAGAUGUUGUAGUAUCAUAUAAAUGCAAAAAUAUUUAUGUUAAAAUUAAUGUAGAUACAAAUAACGAAGAAUUGUUAAAAUAUACAUACCAAAAAAUAUCAAAGAGAAAUAUACAUUAUAAAUUAACAACAACUAAAAUUAUUGAUGGAAUUAUUAAAUCAACAGAGGAAAAGGUUUAUAAAUCUUCAAAUAUGAUUUUACUAAAUGCAGAAACAAAUGUUUUUUAUAAUAUGACUAUACAUGCAUUUUCUACAGUUUCACCUAAUAUAUUGUUAUGUGCAUCUGCUUCUUUUUUUCUAAAUAAAUUUAAUAUUGAAAAUUUUAAGUUAAAAACAUCGUCUUCUGUAUCUUUUGCAAAUGAUGAUCAACCAAUAAGCUCUAUUCUGAACAACACCAUAAAGACAAAAUAUGUUGUAAAGGGAAAAGAAAUUUACUCUUCAAAAAGUGGAACAAAUUAUAGCAUAAAAACUGGAUUAAAAUGCAACAAAAAGAAGGAUGGAAAUUUUGAUGAAAAAAAAAAUUAUAUUUUAGAAGACAAUUAUGACAAAAAGGAGGAAAUGCUUUCUAACGACAUUUUUCAUAGUUCUGUAGAAUCAGAUACAUUUGAAGAAAAUGAUAUUAAUUUAAAAAAUAUAAAUAUUUCUAACAUAUCAGAGAAACAUAAUGAAUUUAUUGAGCAAAACAAAAAUGAAGAUGAUAAUGAUAGUUCAAUUAUGCAAAACAAAAAAUGCAAUCUAAUAAAUAAUGAUGAUUAUUUAAAUAAUUCUACAUAUGAAAAACUUUUAUUUGAUUUUAAAAACAUUAAUAAAAGACAAGCCCAAAAUAAUUUAGAAGGUUUUAAAUAUGGAAACGAUUCAAAUAACAAUUUUAAAACAAACAACGUCUCUAACAAUUUAUGCGCAACUAAAAUAGCUAAGACUCCUUGCAAUGCAAAUAUUAAAAAGCUUUCUAUUUUGGAGGAUAUGCUUUACAAAGAAUAUAACGAAGAAAAAUUAGACAAAAAAAAUGGAGAAAAUGGUGUAAAAAAAACAAUAGAAGAAAGAAAAAAGAACGCAAAUUCUAUCGCUGAAAGUGUUAAAGAAAAAAUCGGAAUCUUAAAAAAAACGAUUUUUAAUAAUUCUUCCAUAAAAAAUAAUCAAGCUGAGCAAAUAAAAAGCAAAAAUAACAACAUAAACAACAGUACAAGCAACAGCACAGACAACAUUACAAAAAAAAAUACAGAUAAUAAUACAGAUAAUAAUACAGAUAAUAAUACAGAUAAUAAUACAGAUAAUAAUACAGAUAACAGCUUAUCAAAAUAUAUGCUAGAAAAGGGAAUUGAUAUAUCCGGAUUAGACAAACAAGCCCAAAAUAAUAUCCUCAAAAAUAAUUUGAACUCGAGCAAUGAAGAUGCGAUAUCUGAAAAUAACAUUUAUAAAAAUUGCAUAGAUGAUAUUAAAAAUAUAGAAACAAAAAAUUAUGAACAAUUUAUUGUAAAGGAUGAUAAUAGUAACUAUAAAGAUGAUAACAAUAUAGAUUUGGGUUGCUACAGUUUUCAAAAUUGUUUAGAAAAUGAAUAUGUUAAAAUUAAUUAUAAUAUAAAUGAAACAUGUAAAAUGGUGGACGGUAAAGAAUGUAGUUUACAAAUAAUAAGAAUUGAACACGACACAAAAAUUCCACAAAAUAAAGCCGCUGCAUUAGCUGAUAUUGUAAAGAUACAAUAUGAAAAUGCAAAUAAAUACAACACUGAUAACAUAAUGUUUUAUGAAGAUAUAUAUACACCUAAGAAUCAAAUAAAUAGUCAAAUAGGAAACAAUGAAAACAUGUAUACAAGCGAAGAUGACGAAAUUGUUAAAAAAAACAAAUAUAACGAGGACUAUUUUUUAGGAAAUGAUUUUACUAAAAUUGUCCAUCCACAACAAGAUUGGAUAAAUAUUUCACCCAUAAAAAAUAAAGCUUUUUUAGACAAAUUGCAAGAAAGAAAAAUUACAUCAUAUUUUCCAUCAAUUGACAAUAGCCAUAGUGCAUAUAAUAAUGUCGGUGCAGAAUUUUCUCAAAAUUUAAAUGAUAACAAAAAUGAAAAUAUAUCACUAUUAAAUCCAUUGAAUUACGAAAAAGAAGAAAUAGAUGAUUACUACACCCGAUUGGAUAGUCAAGGUAGUGCAAAUAUGGAAUAUGAUGAAGAAAAUAAAGAAAAGGAAAAGAAAAUAAACGAGAACAACGAAAAUAUUUAUACAGAUGAACCCAUUUUUGAAGUAAACUCCACAUCUAAAAAUGAAAUAAAUAAUACUAUCAAAAAUUAUUUAAUUAAUAAUAAUAUGUAUAAUAAUAAUAAUGCAACCAAAUAUCAAAUUAACAGAGAACAAUUUGAGAAUAAAAAUAAUAAAAUGAAACAAGACAGUGGUAAAGAUAAUGUCACUUCUUUUAUAAAUGAAAUAGACAAUACAUAUAUAAGAACACCUUUAGAUAUGCCAUUAAAUAAAUAUGGUCAAUGCCCACAAACAAAUCCUCUUUUUUCAAGUCCAAUCAAAAACAUGAGAGCAAAUGGUGGAACAAUGACCCCACCAAUUAAUAGGGCAAAUAAAAAUUUAACAAAUUAUAAAAACAUAGAUCAAGAAAAGGUUGCAGAAAAUAGUGCAAAAAAAGAAAUAAAGGAAAACAAAUCAACUGAUGACAUUAAUACUAACAACAAUACAUAUGCUUCAUAUUUUAGAAAAGUAUGUGAUAGAUUGAAUUUAACAGGUAAAAUCGAUAUAUUGAGUAAAACUAAUUCAGCUAUAAAUUUUUUCAACAAAACAUUUAUGAACAAGCAAAGUACACCAACUGAAAAAUCAAAUAAAGAUAAAAAUAAUCAGGCAAAUGAAAAAACAAGAGAGAAAAUAUAUAAUUCAGAUGAUUUAUUAUAUAAAAAAAAUAAUUAUAGAAAAGUGGGAUCUAUGAGUAAUGAAAAUUCUAAAUAUAAUAGUGCUUAUAAAAUAUAUGAUAUUAAUAAUAACAGCAAAAACCAUAUAAAUAUACAACCUGAUAAAAUUACACAAAAUAUGGUAAAUCAUAAUGAUUUAAUAAAUUUAAAACAAAUGAAAACUGAAAAGGGAUUACCAUAUAUGUAUAUAAAUGGAGACAGAAAUAUAAUGAAGAUAAAUAAUGAUAAUUUAAAUAUGAAAGACAAAUCAAGAAAUAGUAAUAAUAACUAUGUUAAGGAGAAUAUUAAUAAUAAUAACUAUAAAAAUUAUGAACAGGAAAUAAAAUACAUGAAGAAUCCCAAUAUGUACAUCAACUCUCAAAUUCCAAUUAAUAGACAAGUUAAAAAUAAUAUGGGAACAAAAUUUGUGCCAAAAUAUUGGAUUAAUAAUAAAGCACCAUUUAAAUGUACUAAUGUAAACAAAAAGAAUAUUACAAAUCCUGAGAUAAAUAAUAGUUCUAAAUUUAUGAAUCAUAAUAAUUUAAUAAAUAGCCAAAAUGGUAUUUAUAUGAACAAUGUAGAUAUGAGAAAUGGCAAUACUAUAUAUAGACCAAAAAAUUGUAUGAUCAAUACAAAUAUAACUAACGAAUCCAAUAUUAAUAAUAUGAACAACAGGAAUUAUUAUUAUAACAAAAGUGGACCACAAUUUACACUUCCACAUCAACAAAAUAUUUCGAAUUAUGAAAAUGCAUACAAUUUAAAUUAUAAUAAUAUAUAUAUGCAGAACCCCAAUGUAAAUAAUCGAAAUCAAAUUCCUUUUAAUUUACAAAAUGACGAAAAUAUUAAAAAAUCUUAUAUGGAUCAAUAUUUGAUGAAAUAUAACCAAGCAGUUAAUAACAAACAUGUCCAAAAUAAUUUAAUCGGAAAAACAAACUUAAGACCUAAUAUUGUAUGUAAUGAAAUGUUUGAUAAUAAAAAACAAUAUAUGCAAAAUUACCCUCAAAAUUAUCCUCAAAAUUACCCUCAAAAUUACCCUCAAAAUUACCCUCAAAAUUAUCCUCAAAAUUACCCUCAAAAUUAUCCUCAAAAUUAUCCUCAAAAUAAAAUCGAUUUGAAUAAAUAUGGAUAUUUUCCAUUAUAUGAAAGAGGGAAAGAUAACGGAAAUAUGACAAAUUCAUAUAUACCAUUUAAAGUUAACAAAGAAGUAAUUAAUUCUGGUAUUAAAAGACAAGUACAUGAAAAAUUUAAUGGUGAAGAACAAUUAGAAAAAAACAAGAUUAGUAGAGAUGAUAAAAAUAAUAUGACUAAAAAUGUACCUGUAUUGAACCCAAAUAUGUUAAGGGAAUUUAACCCUGAUAUUAAAAAUAUUUUAAACUAUCCUAAUAUACAAUUUAAUGGAAAUUUAGUUAAUAAAAAUUUAGGAAACAUACAACAAAAAUAUGGAUAUGGAAAUGUUUAUGAAAAACUACAAAAUAGUACUCGUAAAUUUAUGGGCAAUUCAACAAAUAUUAAUAUUGAUACAAAUAAUCGAAACAAUAGUAAUAAAAAUGAAGAUUUAAAUAAUAUAUUAUAUAAGAGUAUUGAUGGUAAUGAAAAAAAAAAAAAUAUAUAUCAUCAUGCAAAUUUGUUUGAUUAUAAAACAACACAAGAUAAUAAUUCUGUUAGAAUAAAUUCAGAGAAUAUAGAUGAAAAAACUGAAAGAAAUUAUUCAUUUAUGAAUUUAAACACAGAUAACUAUGAAAGUAAAGUUUUUCCAGCAAAAAAUUCAUUAUUGCAACUUAAAAAAAAAAAAGAAGUUGAUACUUUUGUAAAUAAUAUUGAAGGAAAUAUGAAUACAACAUCAUCUCGUUUUAGUUUUUUUAACCAUAACGAAAAAAAAGAAAAUAUUAAUGAUAUGAAAAAAUAUUUUGGAACAAAGAAAUCGAAUGAUGAAAUAUUUCCAUCUAUACCAAUAAAAGGUAUCAUAGAUUAUAAUAGCAAAGAACAAAAAAAAGAUGAUAAUAAAAACAACAGUUGUAAAAAAAAUUGUGUAAAAUUUAACGAUGUGUACGAACUUAGAGAAUACGAUAAAGAUGAUCAAAUAUGUUACAUGUCUGAACAAGAAUUAAAUUUUAAAGAUCUACAAAAAAUAAAAUCCAAACAAGUACAUAAAUCUAUAUUAAAAAAUAAAAACGUAAAUACGAAUGGUUGUAAAAAAGAAACAACAUUAAACAAUAAAAUACCUACUGAUAUUUUAUUUUUAAGUAAUGAUACUAAUCUUAGCAAAGAUAGAAAAAUUUCACCAUUUUUUGGUAAUAAAAAUAGUGUAGAUCUUUCAAAUGAGAAUACCCUUCUCCCAAAAAAAAAUCAUUCCAAUGGACCAUUUAAACUAAAUAUACAAUUCAAUGAUUAUGUUUGGGAACAUAUUGUCUUUACAAGAGACGAUAUUAUAGAUGAUAAAAUAAACAAUUUUAUAAGUUUUCAUGGUCUUAAAAAGCUGUUUUUAAAUCCAAUAAGAGAAAAAAUUAAAUAUAUGUUGCAAAGUGAUGUGCUCAACUGGAACGUCAACAUCACCGAGAUGUUGUAG